CUCUCAUAUGGCACAACCGUCACAGUUUGACUCCAGGCAACACAAUUACAUUGUACAAUAUAACCUCUCGCGUCGUACCUUUUCUCUCAGUCCUUUCGACAUCGCGUCGCAAGUCCCGUCCGCACAAAAGAGCGAGAACUGUUCUUAACCCUUUCCCGUCCCCUUCGGAUCUGACGUUCGCGCCUCAGCCCUACUCAACGCAACGUAGACCUUCCCAGAAGCUGCCACAUAAGCUAGCGAAGACACCAUUGCACUUGUGGUGAUCACAACAAAACACCUUCGAAGACACAUCGCGGCAUCGCGUCUGGAGACGAUUUCUCUUCUUGGAACACGUGUCCAUCGCCAUGACGCUCGCAGAGGAGUUUCGCUCUAGAAAUUGGAGCAUCUACGGCCAAUGGGCUGGUGUAGUUAGCAUGGUGCUUUGCUUCGCGCUCGGAAUCGCCAAUAUCUUCAACUUCGGCACUCCGUUGCUCAUCAUCUUCAGCGCAAUAUGCUUAGCCAGCUCCUUCGUGAUCCUCUUCAUUGAGGUGCCUUUUCUGCUCCGUAUAUGCCCAACGUCCAGCAAGUUCGAUGACUUUAUCCGCAAGUUCAGCACGAAUUACAUGCGCGCUGCCAUCUACGGCGUCAUGAGCCUUGUCCAGUGGCUCAGCCUAAUCGUGGGCACAUCCAGUCUGGUUGCUGCGGCCGUCUUUCUGCUCAUCACGUCGGCCUGCUACGGGUUUGCGGCCAUCAGGAAGGAUGAAUUUAUGAGCAGCAAGACGCUCGGUGGACAGGGCGUUGCGCAAAUGAUUGUAUAGGCAUGUGGCAAGUGUGGAGUGGCACAAGUGUGAAGUGGGGAGGUUUUUUUGGGGGCAGACGAAUGGCUUCAAUGUGGUCAACUAAAGGGGAUGGCUGAUCUCUUUAGCAGAUCAGUGGCCGUGGAGCCGGAGCCGCUUGAGCAAUUUCGACAAGCAGCGUGAUAUUCUUUGUCCUUGCGACGAUUUGUUUGGAAGCAUUUUGAGCGGCGUUUUUCUGGUAAAUAUCUUAGGGUGCCAUAUGUACGAGAUAUCGACGGCGUCAAAGAGGCACAGGGGCCUCUUAGCAAUUCUGUGCUGCUAAAGCCUCUGGCUCAGCCUUGCUCAGCGAGGCUUUGCUUUGCUUGAGGUUCGAACGAGCGUGUGUCGCCGUCGUCAAACAUGGUGUGUCGGGAUUGGAUAAAUGGUGUGUACGGGUUUCAUCGCUUUCAAAGGGAAACCACCAAACGCCGUGUAUCGUUUGUAAAAAAAGCAUGCGAGGAAAUUCGAAACUGUAUUUUGUAACGAAGCAGCAAGCAUUCGGCC
Messenger RNA from Verruconis gallopava, 1319 nucleotides. RefSeq names its product golgi apparatus membrane protein TVP18. Gene Ontology annotation, biological process: vesicle-mediated transport. The transcript is spliced from 4 exons. The record is from RefSeq and is a predicted model, not a curated record. Bases 345 to 797 code for a protein of 150 amino acids. Gene Ontology annotation, cellular component: Golgi membrane. Lineage: Eukaryota; Fungi; Ascomycota; Dothideomycetes; Venturiales; Sympoventuriaceae.